AUGAGUGAAGCACUCAAAUACCUGGAGGUAAGCGUUUAACAGGUGUCACAUUCCGAAUUGCAUCAUUUCCAGAAAGUUUUGAAUACUGUUUCCGGUGAGCCGCCCGCCGCGAAACGGGUUCCUCCUUCGCGAGCCAUUGACAGACUCCUGGUCGACGAUGAUCUGCUCGUGAACGACAACGUUGACGUCGUUGAAGAAGAAGUGCGGGUGGAGCAGCAGCUACCGCUUCCUUCAUCAUCGGCUAGGCCGAUUUCGUCCGGAGGGAGAUUUUGCCCAGUCGAAUUCAUGAAGAAGACUUGCAUCGAUCCGAAUUCCGGAGAACUUCUCACGCGAGAAGAAUGCGACGUAGGUGUUUCAUUGUAAAUUCUCUUAGGAAACUUGAAAUAAAUUUCAGAGAAACAUAAAGCAGGAGUUGAGAAACAAGAAAAAGAUCGACUAUUAUCACAUAAUGGCGAAAUCGCAGGAAGAGCACUUGGUCGACACGGAAAGCCAGUAUCUGCUGAUGCUCUCCGCCUUCCACGGAGUUAUGGUAAGCUAUCGGAAAGUGACGCCAAUAUCGAAGUCCACGUUCAGAUCAAUGAGACGAUGAAGAAACCAGAUAGUCGCUCAUGCAACCAAGAGGCUGACGCUGUCGGAUUCAACAUAAGAUUGGCGUUUUCUGCAGAUGAUGGCUCCACUCUUCCAGGAGGACGCAAAAUCAGAAUUUCUUCAUUCAUCACCCACAACAUGGCGUCAUUCUGGCGCAAGACUGACAUGGAGGAUGCAGUGGCGAAAUGUAUUCUGCAGACCGCCGAAAAGGUAUUUUCCAAUACCCUGAAGUGAACUGCUGAGUGUCCUUUCAGAUCGCCAAGAAGGACACUCUGUUCUUUCUGUACGCGGCUCCGAAAAGCAAAAGAGCAACGACAUAUGUAUCCCUUCCCGAUGACUUCUUUGUAUCGUUCGGAGGUUUUCAAUUCUUGAUCUUUUAUAGCUAAAGUUGGAUCUUGCAGGCAUAAUCCACGCCGGAUUCGGCAUUUCACCGGAAGAUAUGACGAAGACAAUCGCGCUGACACGAGAUGUGCUCACAAACUAUUUGUAAGAGUUUCAACCGUAAUUGCGGAGCAAAAUUUUAUAUUUUUUCAGAGACCGGCUAAGAAGUGACUACAAAGAGGUUAAUGGCAAGGAUUCCGUCAAAUCAGCGCUGCCGUCCUUCCGAAGUGUGCUGGAGAAAGAUUCCAGCUUCCGCGCCGAGGAAGACACACUAUUGGGCUCAGAACAUGCUUCCGAAUAA
Molecule: messenger RNA, 1270 nt
Organism: Caenorhabditis sp. 36 PRJEB53466
Lineage: Eukaryota; Metazoa; Nematoda; Chromadorea; Rhabditida; Rhabditidae
Source: the annotation of a GenBank genome assembly